Cucurbita maxima (winter squash) is the source of this 1413-nucleotide messenger RNA. RefSeq lists its product as uncharacterized. The coding region runs from base 184 to 1323 and encodes 379 amino acids. NCBI's taxonomy places the organism in Eukaryota, Viridiplantae, Streptophyta, Magnoliopsida, Cucurbitales, Cucurbitaceae. The record is from RefSeq and is a predicted model, not a curated record. The transcript is spliced from 2 exons.
ACCAAAGCAACGAAUGAGAUUAGAUAAUGAUUAACAGCAAACAAUGGCUGAAUUAAUCGGAUCAUCGUCUCCCAGUUCUAAGCUUUAACAAUCCCAGCAACAGCAACAACUUUAUCUUCUCAAAUCCUCUUCUCUUUGCUAAAUCUUUACCCAUACCCACAAAGCCAAACUCUCUUAGAAGCCAUGGAGAAGCUUUUGUAUUCUUCUUCUCCGACCCGCUUGAAACCCCAUCUUCUUAACCGCGCUCCUUUUCUUCCUCCACUCCGUCGCAUUGACCCAUCAAAGCUCCAUUUCCCCUCAUCAAUCCGUUCCGAGUUUACUGGACUUAAUUCGUUCUCUUCCAUAAUUGAGAACUCAUUUCUUCCUUCUUCUCUUCCUCGUCACCCUGUUUCUUCGCUGUUUCUGGCUGAUUCUCGUGAUGGGUCGGCGCCGAAACCUCAUGUUCUACAGCGGAUCGGAACUUUGCCCUCUGGAGAACAAAAGGCAAAAACUACAAGGACAUUUAUGGCGCUCUGUGUUGCUGUUCUGUUCUUGCUCCAACCAGUUUUUGCACCUUCAGCUUUUGCAUCCUUCCACCCUGCAGCUACGACAGGGGGUCCUGCUGCUGCCACUUUUGGGGGAAGAUUUUUCCGAUCUGAACUAUUGAUCAGUGCUUGGACUGGUUUCUUUGCUGGAUGUUUACACACAUUAUCAGGGCCCGACCAUCUUGCUGCUUUAGCUCCCCUCUCCAUCGGGCGUACGCGCAUGGAAAGUGCCGCUGUUGGAGCCCUGUGGGGCUGUGGUCACGAUGCAGGUCAGGUUAUCUUUGGCCUCAUAUUCCUCCUAUUGAAAGACCGACUUCAUAUCGAAAUCAUCCGUACUUGGGGCACAAGAGUCGUCGGUAUUACUCUGCUUGUAAUCGGUGCAUUAGGCAUUAGGGAGGCUUCGGAGGUUCCUACUCCUUGCGUUGCAUUAGACAACGGCGAGUGUGACGUUAGCAUGUAUGAACCGUUAGAUAAUCCAACAGGAGGCAAGAAGAAGAUAGGUUUUGCAACUUUUGCAACAGGUAUUGUGCAUGGGCUGCAACCAGAUGCAUUGAUGAUGAUAUUGCCUGCACUUGCACUGCCCUCUAGAUUGGCCGGAGCUGCAUUUCUUGUGAUGUUUUUGGUAGGUACUGUAGUGGCGAUGGGAAGUUAUACAGUGUUCAUAGGUUCAUGUACUCAGGCCUUAAAGGAGAGGGUGCCUAGGAUUACAGAGAAGCUCACAUGGGCUGCUUCCUUUAUAGCCAUUGCUCUUGGAUUGGCCAUUCUCAUCAGUCAGUACUUUGGGUUUAGCCUUUACUAAACUGCAACGUUCCACACUUUUCUUGCUUUGUUAUUGUUAGAAGAAUAUGCUAGUAGUAAUAAAAGGUUUGUUUAUUAUGUUUAGAGCAAA